This is a messenger RNA of Nicotiana tabacum (common tobacco), 810 nucleotides long. Its product is annotated as mitochondrial ATP-independent inner membrane protease subunit 1a. Gene Ontology annotation, molecular function: serine-type endopeptidase activity. Lineage: Eukaryota; Viridiplantae; Streptophyta; Magnoliopsida; Solanales; Solanaceae. Gene Ontology annotation, cellular component: mitochondrial inner membrane peptidase complex; membrane. The record is from RefSeq and is a predicted model, not a curated record.
UUUUACGUUAAAAUAGUUACACCCGUAUCAUAAAGAAAAGAAAUUAUAGCACAAACCUUACAGGAGUGCGGUACAAUGCCCAAAUCCUAAUUUUUUGUAAUUCAUGAAAUUGAUUUGUGCGGUUCCAGCCGUGAGGGUCGAAGAGGAUAAUGAGAGUGUUACAGUACUUGAGUCAAUGGAAGUCCAAAGCCAAAGACGGAAUUUCACAAUCACUUCUUGUCGCCAAAUUCCUCUGCUUAUUACAUGUCACCAACAACUAUAUUUGCUCCCCUGUCAUGGUAUGUAUGUUUACGGUCCUAGUAUGCUACCGACACUGAAUCUUACCGGCGAUGUUUUGCUGGCCGAACACUUAUCGCCGUUGUUGGAUAAGUUGGGACCAGGUGAUGUAGUCCUCGUUCGCUCACCUGAUAACCCUAGAAAGACUGUUACUAAACGCAUUGUUGGUAUGGAGGGCGAUACUGUCACUUUUCUAGCCGACCCUGCUAGAAGUAACCGCCAUGUCACCUUAAAGGUUCCAAAGGGGCAUGUUUGGAUUCAGGGAGAUAAUAUUUAUGCUUCCAAGGAUUCGCGGCAACUCGGGCCAAUCCCUUAUGGUCUCAUCCUGGGAAAAGUGUUGUGUAGAGUAUGGCCACCAGAGGGCUUUGGCUCAUUAUGACAAAUAAAAACAAUGCAAUGUAUCGAAGAUAUACAAUUGAAGCAAGUCCUUUGAUUAUUGUCUUCUUCUGUGAAGAUUUAAUUUGAAUAAUGAUUGCUAAUUCAUUUUGUUCAGGAUGCUUCAAUUCCAAUAACAGAAGAUUGUCUAGUUCAUAA